AUGAGUGAGACAACGACGCUGCAGGAUACUGCCACCGCAGACAGUGGCAAAUGGGGCCAAUACUACGAUCCUGUCCUGGCACAGUCCCCAGUUAUACAAAAGAUCAUCGCCGAGAGUUGCUCCAUGAAUGGAGGGACCGCAGCGGUGCUCCUUCAGAUUGCCAGCAGAGGCGUCGGUCUGGGCGUCGCUGCGCACAGCAGCUUCACCAAGCGGCCCGUCGAGCGAGCGCGCCGCAGUCUCGUGUACAUUUACGCCAUGGCCUUUGGCACCCAGGCCGAACGGCGCAUCGUCACCGACGCCACGCACCGGGCGCACUCGCGCGUCAAGGGCGCCAACUACGAUGCCGACGACGUGGACUUGCAGCUCUGGGUGGCAGCCACCAUGUACUGGUCGCUCAUCACGGGCUAUGAAGAAAUCUUUGGCAAGCUGGACGAAGACAUGGCCGAGCAGGCCUAUAAAGAAUUCUCCGUCAUGGCCACGGGGUUGCGCGUGCCGCCUGGCCGCUGGCCCAAGGACCGCAGGGCCUUUCAGGAAUACUGGGACAAGACCAUUGCCGAGCUGGACAUUACGCAGCCGGCCAAAGCCGUCGCUCAAGACGUCAUCUAUCCGGCGGGCCACCUCCCCUCGUGGGGUCUUUGGCUGUAUGCCAAAGUGACAGGUCCCUCGACGAGGAUCAUGACUACGGAGCUGCUCCCUGAGCGGAUACGCAACGAGUUUGGCAUGCCGAGUACAGUCUAUACUCGAACCAUGUACGGGCUCUCCCGUGGCAUGAACAGGCUUUUGUAUCCGUGGCUGCCUGAAUCUGUGAGGCAUUAUCCCAAGAAUCACUACAUGCAAGACUUUAGAAGUCGGGUGGAGAGAGGCGCGAGGCUUUAG
Molecule: messenger RNA, 876 nt
Organism: Pestalotiopsis fici W106-1
Lineage: Eukaryota; Fungi; Ascomycota; Sordariomycetes; Amphisphaeriales; Sporocadaceae
Exons: 1
Coding region: 1-876 (291 amino acids)
Molecular function (GO): oxidoreductase activity
Source: RefSeq, a predicted model, not a curated record